This is a messenger RNA of Oryzias latipes (Japanese medaka), 2032 nucleotides long. The record is from RefSeq and is a predicted model, not a curated record. Lineage: Eukaryota; Metazoa; Chordata; Actinopteri; Beloniformes; Adrianichthyidae.
UCUUGUGGGGAUGGUCUGAAGGAGGGGGGCAUGGUGAAACAUCCGGGCUCAUCUCUCACCGGUCCGCCCCCCAAUUUUUACUUCCACUUUAGACACCACACACUGCAUGUUAGCACCACACACGCAGCAAACACACACUUACACAGAGGGACCCCGGGGUGAAGUACAUCUUUAUUUAAACUGCUAACAAAUAAAAGCUGUGGAUAGAGAGCUAUGGUUUUGAGUUCUGAAGGAAAUUAAAGUUCACAGGUGGCUUUUGAGUCAAGCUUCAAGCAGUUUUUGAUCUCAUGAAGAUGGUGAGAGGAAGAGGAGGUGUGGUUCUGCCCCUGGGUCUGCUGGUGCUCUGUGGUUUCCUCUUGAAAGUUUCCAUUUUUGUGAGUGACUCAGUGUGUUUCUGUACUGCAGCGUGUCAGUGUGUGUGUUUGUGCGAUAACUGUCAGUCAUGAAGAUCCUGGUGCUGCUGCUGGUGCUCCUCACAGUCUCUGAAUGUGAGAAGAAUGUCACUGGAAGAACGGGUCAGAGCAUCACUCUGCCCUGUAAAUAUGACAUAAAAAUCAACGGACCUACAGAGGUGUGUUGGGGUCGAGGUCCUCUUCCUAGCAGUGGCUGCACAAACCAGCUCCUCGCCACAGACGGACAUAAAGUGAUCAAAGAAAGCAGAGCUUCCAGCAGGUAUCAGCUGCAGGGACGACUGGAUGAAGGAGACGUUUCUCUGACCAUCAUGAACGUCACAGAGGAAGAUACUGGACUAUACGGAUGCAAAGUGGAGAUUGUUGGAUGGUUCAAUGAUGAGAAACAUCCUGUCCACUUAACUGUUAACAGAGCACCACGUUUGAUCUCUACACCUUCAUCAGGAACAACAUCUUCAUCAUCAGACAUUCAUCAGACCACAGCAGCCACUCCAACUUCAGGUGACUUCAUGGUACCAACAGGAAGUGAUGUCACAGACGGCAACAACACAGACCUGGUGAUAACUCCGGUUCAGCAGGAAAAUUCUCUGCACUUUUUCAUUGGAAACACUCUGCGAUUCUCCUUCAUCAUCUUCAUCCCUCUUUUGGUCUCAGCUUUGUUUUACCGAGUUUGGAGAUCUAACCUGAGAUUUCCAACAAACACGAGACCAGACCAACCAGAAGAGGGGAUGAUGAUUCUGUGUGAAGAGGAGUAAAUCACUGUUUUUUUAUUUUCUGAUGUAUACAUGUUUUCUCAUCUGCUUUUGACCUCAAGUUGACCACGCAGAUGGAAAAAAUACACACAUUUGUUACACAAAACCAAACCUGUCUGUCUUCUGAUUUUCAAUGCUUAGUUUUCUCCAUUUUCUCCGACUACAUAGGUCAGGUUGCACCACAAGGCUGUUUAUUCAAACUUGUGUAUUGCUUUGGAAUCCACUGUCAUUUCUUUCUAAACUGUCUUUUGAAUGUUUUCUUGCAAGUUUGUUCCAUGAAUCAGAAGAAAAAAUAAUCUGUGAAUUCUUCAUUUUCAUAACACAUUUUGUAUUUUCACUCAGAUGAGAAGAGUUUUACAUAUUAAUUAUAGUUUUGAAAUCAUCACAGUCGUCUUGUUCUGUCUUUGAAAACAAGUUAUAAUCCUUACUUGUUGGUUGUUUUUCUUGUAAGCGGAUAAGGAUUCCAAAAGAGCCAAAUCCAUGUGAUGGCUCCUACCAGGAGGAGCAGGAACAGUAGACAACAGAAGCUGUUUCUUAGCCCAGAUGAACAUGCCAUGGUGGAUAUGUACCUAUCUUUAGGUGGGAGAGGUUUCUAGCACAUCAUCCUAAAGUCCUCUAACACAGUGUUUUCAACCGGUGUGCUGUGGGAAAUGAUCAGGUGUACCGUGGGAAAUUACCCAUUCUCAAUGAUCAAGAAUGACGAUACGCUAUUUAUUCAUAGCUUCAGCUCUGUUUUUGGAAAAGUCCUGCUCCUUCAACUGUCUCUGCCAACCCUUCUUGGAUGCCUCAUCAUUCAACAUCAGUCUGACCAAUCAGAAGUGUUUAACAUCCUCACUUCCUUGUUUCAACUUGGCUCAUAAAGUAAAUAAA